This is a messenger RNA of Ilex paraguariensis (yerba mate), 537 nucleotides long. The record is from the annotation of a GenBank genome assembly. Lineage: Eukaryota; Viridiplantae; Streptophyta; Magnoliopsida; Aquifoliales; Aquifoliaceae.
AUGCUUGGAGUUGAAAGUCAGAUGCUAAAAGAAAUUAUGAUGACUCUGUCUUAUGGAUUAUAUUUCAAUAUAUUCAGGUUUGUUUUCAGGAAUUUUAGUUCAGCAAGUGAGUUGGUCCAGAGAAAUAGGUACUUCCAUCUGCUUUCCAGGGGAGUUGAACAAGAUGGUUGGAGAUUUGUUCUUCUGGCUCGCUUCUCACCCAUACCCUCCUAUGUCAUUAAUUAUGCCUUGGCUGCUACAAAGGUUGGAUUUGUUGUGGAUUUCCUUCUCCCUACGGGAAUUGGCUGUCUGCCUAUGAUCUUGCAGAAUACAUCCAUUGGCAGCCUUGCCAGUGUUGCUGUCGCUUCAGCAUCAGGGUCUCAAAAAUCUCAGGUUUGGUCAUACCUUUUUCCCCUUCUUGGGAUUUUAUCAAGCAUUCUUAUCUCGUUGAGGAUCAAAAAGUACUCCAGUGAUAUUUCAGUGUCUGUUUCCUCUCCUUGUGAGGAUAUAAAACAAGACGGUAAUGACACCAUUGACUUAACAAACCUAGUCCAGUAG